AUUGCUACAGGAAGGCUCGCACCGGUUCAUCUGCACCAGGCAUGGGCGAACUUCGGCCCUCCAGGUGUUUUGGACUUCAACUCCGGCUGUUAGGCAUUGUGGGAGUUGAAGUAAUGCAUUUAAGAACAAUGCAUUGGACUUACCUUAACUCACUUAUACAAGUACAGUAGAGUCUCACUUAUCCAACAUAAACGGGCCGGCAGAAUGUUGGAUAAGCGAAUAUGUUGGAUAAUAUGAUUAAGGAAAAGGCUAUUAAACAUCAAAUUAGGUUAUGAUUUUACAAAUCAAGCACCAAAACAUGUUAGACAACAAAUUUGGCAGAAAAAGUAGUUCAAUGUGCAGUAAUGUACAUUACUGUAAUGUACAUUACAGUAGUAAUUACUGUAUUUACGAAUUUAGCACCAAAAUAUCAUGAUAUAUUGUAAACAUUGACUACAAAAAUGGCUUGGAUUAUCCAGAAGCUUGGAUAAGCGAGUGUUGGGUAAGUGAGACUCUACUGUAUAUAUAAAAAUGUAAUGUGUGUUUUUCCCAUGGAGUAAACAACAAAACUACUGAACCAAAUCACACCAAAUUUGGCCACAAAAUACAUAGUCAUCCAAUCUAUGUCUUUCAAACGCAAAAACCUAGAAAAAUAAAGUCCAAAUUAGGGUCAAUUUCUUAAUAUCUUAAUGUCUCAUAGAAAUAAAUGUGUAUGAGUAGUAAUAGGGGCCACCUCUCGUCAAACUCAUUUUUGACAGGUGCCACGCCCCCUUGAAGCAGGAAGUCCUGCCCCUUGAAGCAGGAAGUGCCACCUCCUAAAAGAGGAACUCCCUCCUCCUAAAAACAGGAAAUGCAAUCCUGGGAGACCCUUCCCCCUGAGGUGAAGCCCUCCCACAGCCCACAGCCCACCCCCCCCCACCCCUACCAUAAGCCGCCCAUGUGAUGGGUAUGUCUAUGGUGCAUGUUCCCUACUCCUACUGCAGGAGCUUACCACGUGGUGGGGCAAGCACAGACAUGUUUCAAUGAGGCAUUCAUGGUGAUGCGUAUGGGCUGAAAGGCCCCUUGCCUAGACUGACCCCUCUGCUUGAGGAAAUGGGGCAGCCAGGACCGUGUGCUAGGUCUUAGUGGUGAGCUCUGUGCUCUGUGUCCAACAGCCAAUGGAUUUAGGCCCAUAAGGUCAUCAUGUGAUACUGGGAGGGCCCAUUAGGGCGGAGCUUUUAGGAAUAAAUACUCCAUGUGAGUUUUAGUGCAUCCCUUGACUGCUUUCAGAGGAAUGGAAAAUAUGGAAUUAUCAGAUGCCAGUGUUUCUUCCUCAGAGCUACCUGAUUCAACAGUUGAUGAAUCCCAAAGCAGGAAACGCUUCAUAAGUUCAAGUUCUGAUGAGGAUGAUGACUGUGAUUUAGCUAAAAGAAAAUGUGAGGAAGACCGGGUGGUUUCCGAAUCAGCUAACAGGCUUUUGGAAACACUUUCAUCAGAACCAGCAAUACCAUCCUCUGAGCAGGGGGUUACAGAAAAUUCAUCAGGGGCAGCUAAAGAAGAAGAAGUGAAGUCACCAUCUAUCGCUGCUAUUUGGAAGCUAUGCUGCGUAGCAUCAAGCCAGCUACAAGAGACCCCUGAAAUGAGUGCUAUUCAACGCCCAGGCCAUGUGAUUAUGUCAAGCAUUCUUGGAUUGGAUGUCAAGACUGAAACAGGGAAUGUAGAGCAGAAGACGGUCAUGUUGGAGACCGCCAAAGCAACCGUUUACGGGAUAUUAGAUCACUGUUUAAACGAAAUAUUAUUUGAGGCGUGUCCGGGUUGUCAGAUUUUUGCAGGGAAUCAGAUGAGUCAUGAAUGUGUGUUAUGGAACAACAAAUUCCUAAGCAAAAAAUUGAAGGAUAUUUGUGGAAAUUUAUGCUUCAUAAAUACCCUUCAUAUUUUACUUUUGAUAGGUUACUGUCAAAACUCUCUGUAUAUGACCUCUGAAAUAUUGGACUACAUUAUGAAUUUGGUAACAUAUAUUGGCCAAACUGAUAAGGCUAUUAAAGUUCUAAAUGCUGGAUUGAAGAGUUGCAACCAGGAGAUUCUGCAGCAAGUCAAAACUGUGCUAAAAAACCGUCCAUACAAACAUUAUGUCAAAUUUUGGCCUAUUAUAACUAAUUUUAAGAAAGAGUAAAACUUGCAGCUAUUGAUGACUGUUUUUAAAAAUUCAAAAAAGUGUGUUACAUUGAAAUAAAAUAUAUGGUACUUUCAAUAAUGGGAUAAAAUAAAAUGGAUUUAAAAACAACAUAAUGCUCAAUGUGUUUUUUAUUUGAGGGCUUCCCUUUAGAAGUACAUUUAAUGAACACUCAUAAGUUUUCUAAUGUAUAUAUAUAUAUAUCUAACUAAAUAGAAAAGUGAAAAUGCGUGCCUGUUUAUUGAUCCUUCUGACAAAACAGGAAAUGCAUAUUUCAGUGGUCAUGCCAUGGACAGAUGCUGAUGACUUCUGAAAAACAGAGAUAAUAACCAUCUCUGUGCCUGGAUCUUUAAGUGUUACAUUCCUUUAGAAAUACGACCUUAUAACCCAACAUGACCCAUUUACCAGAAGAUUAUUUUAAAAUGGGUAAAAUAAAAUGGAUUUAAAAACAACAUAAUGCUCAUUGUGUUUUUUAUUUGAGGGGCUUACCUUUAGAAGUACAUUUAAUGAACACUCAUAAGAUUUCUAAUGAUAUAUAUAUAUCUAACUAAAUAGAAAAGUGAAAAUAUGUGCCUGUUUAUUGAUCCUUCUGACAAUCAGGAUAUGCAUAUUUUCAGUGGCGUGGGGCCGGAUGCUUAAGACUUCUGAAAAACAGAGAUAAUAAGCAUCUCUGUGCCUGGAUCUUUAACUGAAUACACAAGGCGAAGUGUGGGCCCCUUUCUUUAACCAUGUAUUAAUAUAUAUAUAUUAAAAUGCAUCAUUGGAAACAUGGUUUAUUUUUACAACCAAAAAUAAAAUAAAUAAUAAAAUAAGGGUCCAACAGAACAACCCAAUGUCUAUAGGGAAGGGAGAGUGUUACAGUCCUUUAGAAAAUACAAGUCCUUAUAGCCCAUCAUGCCCCAUUUAGCAGAUUAUUUUAAAAUGGGGUAAAAUAAAAAUGGAUUUUAAAAAAAACAUAAUGCACAAUGUGCUUUUAUUUGAGGGUUUCCCUUUUGGAAAUACAUUUCAACUACUCUUUAAGGCGUAUAUUGCUAAUUUUCUUCAAUAUACCUUUCCCCAACCCCUUCCCUCAAAAUAAAAAAAAGUAUGAUACCCAUUUAUUUAAUAGAGAUUUAUAUAAAUGUUUCUGUACAACAUGUAUGCCUAACUGCAAAUAUGACCACACCUCAAAAGGAGGGUGUUUGUCUCAUCAGCCAAUGGGAAUUCUCAGUUUAAAAGCGGAUGGAAAGGCGGCCCCAACCAGAAAAGAGGACCCCCUUACGCUUUAAAAACCCUGGGACAUCCUGGGUUCAAUCCUCUGGCCCAUGCAACAUUUCUGGCUGAAUUGAUUCAACAACUCAAACCAUCAGAAAUGAGCAACAUCAACCAACAUUUCUAUCCUAACGUUCAUAUCCAGUACCCAGCCAUCAUAGAAAAUAUGCCGUUACCAGAUGAAAUUACUUAUGAGGAUGUGCAAAUUUCUCAGCUGGAAGUGGAUGAUGCUCAAAUGAUGGAACAAGCACUUCGUCAUGAGGAUGCUGAUUUCAAGACUGUGGAGAAACCAAAGGCUAUUCCACCAACUUCCAAGCAUGCAGAUAAGGAGACCAACAUGCCCACUCCAAAGACUACCAAUCUAUCAACUUCAAAAACUCGAGGAACCCGCUUGAAGCGAGCCAGGCCAGAAACUCAGGAAUCAGCUAGACCUCAAAAGAAGAAGAAAGGCAACAAUGACAUUGUGCUGAAUUCGGAAGAUGAUCAUGACUGUGAAAUUAUGAGCACUGCGGGGGAAUGCUUUGCUGAAAUUCGUAGAUUGAACGAUGAAGCGGACGACAAUUAUAAACAGUCUAUUGCUUUAAAAAUGAGAUUGGAUCAAAUCGUCGGUCAUGAAAUUCCAAAACUUCUCAAAGCAAUUAAAGCAUGUAAAAAUUAUAACCCUCUUACAAACUCAACUCACUAUCAGAUAGGUAGAGGGUUGCACAAGCGGGGUAGAAGAAAGCAAAAGAAGCUCACACCUAGAGAACUGUACUGGAAAAGGAGACGUAGAUUGAUAACAAAGGCGAGAAAAACUCUUGCCAGGUCCAGAAGUAAACAAAAACAUAAAAGCAAUAGAGACUCAAUGAGGUCAGACCCGGCUUCUUCUUCCAGUACAGACACCCAGAGGGAUGGACAUUCUCCUGAACCUCAACAGGUAGAAUCCCCAUCUAACGAGGUUGAGUACCGACCUCAACAGGAAGACACCUCUGGUGAGGAGGAUGAUGGGUCACCCCCUGUGUUUGCAGAAUGCGUGCACAGGUGGCAAUUUACCUUUCCUAGUUAUAACACAUUGCGGAUCGGGGAGGUAUACCGUUUCAGAAAUUUAGAAACCGUGAGGUCAUAUGCACAGGUUAUAAAUGCAUUAUACACAGCGAUCCAGGGCAUCUUAGACAAUCUGAACCAGAGAAUUGAUCCCGAAGAUUUUGUUCAGGUGAGAUUAGAAGCCUCAGGGUUACGAAAUCCACUCUUCUCUUUUAAAAGAAGUAGGGAUCUCUUUAAUGCUGAGGAGUUUCUAGUCCAGCUGAGUCGUCUAUUACAGAGCAAUAUGGAAAUCUGCGCUCAUGGUGAUUUUGAGCUCGUGGUCACUAUAACAAAACCGCCACAAGGUGGAGCACGUCGAAAACUGAGUUCCAUUCCAGCCAGUGAAAUAAUUGCUAGGAAGAGACAGUAUCUGAUAGACCUGAAUUAUGCAGGUGGCAAUAUGUGUUUUGCUGGAGCUUUAUUUGGUGUUAUGAGUUUACAUAAACCCACAGAUUCAGAAAUGUUGACAGCUGCUCAAAAACUGCAUAUGGAACUCGGAUGGUCUGAUCAAAAAAAGGUAACCCUUAAUGAUAUUUCUACUGUUGAACAACAUUUAAGAGUCAAUAUCGAUGUUGCUUAUUACUCAAAAAAGUCAGAGUGGGCUCUGUUUAAAACACAGGGCCCCAUUUAUCCUCAAGCCUAUACUCUACUCUUACAUGAUGAGCAUUUCUAUGGGGUUCUGAAUGUAAAAGCGCUAUUUGGCAUCCGAAACUACUGUCAAUUUUGUCGCAAACUCUAUAAUCAUGACCAUCAUUCAUGUCUAUUUUAUUGCAGAAUGUGUUUGAGAAAGGGGUGUGAUAAUGUGAUAGGGAAACAGGUUCGAUGCCCCCGAUGUAAGUUUCAUUGUAGGUCUGAGGCUUGCUUAAAAUUACACCAACAGCUGGGUUUAGAGAAGAAAGUCAAAUGUCUAGCGAGAAUGUAUUGUACAAAGUGUCGAUAUUAUCAGGAGCUGGAUCACGAUGAUGAAAAGUGUAAAGGGAGACAGUGUACGGUCUGCUGGGGUUACAUUGUUGAAGAUGAGGGUCAUUUGUGUUACAUGCAACCGCUUAAACAGCCAAAGCUUUCUGUGAAAUAUUUAUUUUACGAUUUUGAAUGUCACCAGAGUACGGGGGCUCACGUGCCGAAUUUUUGCUUUGUAAAAGCUUAUUCUGGGGAGACUGUGGAGUGUUUUAAACCAGAUUUUGUGGAGGAGAAUAGUGGGUCUGAAGACAGUGAUGGUGAAAUUGAGGUGGAAGGGGAAAGGGAGCCAUGGAAGUUUGCAGGCAAAACCUGGGAAUUUAAGGGCGAAAACUGUAUUGAACAAUUUAUUAAAACGUUUACAAAAGAUGGAGCCUUUAAAGAUGCAACAUUCAUAGCUCACAAUUCAAAGGGAUAUGACUGUUAUUUUAUACUCCGACAGUUGGUGAAAGAAAAACUGGAUGUUGAAAUUAUAGCACAGGGUGGGAAGUUGAUCUGUGUUACUGUGGUAGGACUCUCCAUAAAAUUCAUUGACUCACUCAGUCACCUACCCAUGGCACUCUCUAAAUUACCAAAGGCUUUGGGAUUUGAGGAUGCCAAGGGGUAUUUUCCACAUUAUUUUAACAAGCCUGAGAAUUGGGAUUAUGUAGGGCCAAUGCCACAGCCCGAAUGCUAUGGCGUAGAAUACAUGAUGCCUGCUGAAAAGGCAGCCUUUACAGCCUGGUAUGCAGAGAACCAGUCAAAAACCUUUGAUAUGCAGAAAGAGCUUGCAUUCUAUUGUCAGAAGGAUGUUGAGAUUUUGGAGCAGGCCUGUACCAAGUACAGACAUGAAAUAGUGCAGCUCACAAUGGGUAUAAGAGAAGUCAUGGUAGGCAAGAAAAAAGACAAAGUCAAGAGGUACAGGGUCGCUAUUGAUCCUUUUCAAUACCCUACCAUUGCAGGUGUGGCUCUCGCCAUGUAUAGGUUCAAAUUUCUUAGGGUAAAUACUAUAGCGAUUCCAAGUUGUAAUGAUUACCAUAAUCAGUACAAGCGAUUCUCAUCCGCCUCUAUACAGUGGCUCUCUUUUGUCAGUCAUAAGGAAAAAGUUGAAAUACGUCACGCAUUGAAUGGUGGGGAGGUUAAAGUUGGAAAUUAUUUUCUGGAUGGUUUUGCAGUUGUGGAUGAUAAGAAAGUUGCCUAUGAGUAUUUCGGUUGUUUUUUUCAUGGUUGUUUGAUUUGUUAUUCUCCAGAGGAGGACAACCCCGUGGUGGGGAAAUCUUACGAGUUUCUUUUUAACGCGACACAGAAAAGGACCGCGGAGCUCCAAAGCCUAGGGUUUGAAGUGCGUUCCAUUUGGGAGCACGAGUGGAGAAAUAUGGUAAAAACAGAUUUGGAAGUCCAGGCUUAUCUUGCAAAAGCCAGUUUUCCUGAACCCCUAAAACCUCGCGAUGCGCUUUUUGGGGGUCGUACAAAUGCAAUAUGCCUCUAUUAUAAACCUAAAGAUGGGGAAUCUGUGAAAUAUUAUGACUUUACUAGUCUGUACCCCUAUGUAAACAAAACAAAAGAGUACCCCUUGGGGCAUCCUGAAAUCAUUUACAAGGAUUUCAAGCCCCUUUCAAAUUAUUUUGGACUAGUUAAGGCCAAGGUUUUUCCCCCUAGAAAUCUCUAUUUUCCAGUUUUGCCUUCCAGAAUCUCUGGAAAACUCAUGUUCGUACUGUGCUCAACCUGUGCAGAAGCACGACAUCUGGACCCUUGUGACCACACAGAUGAGGAAAGAGCGUUAAUUGGAACAUGGUGUACAAUCGAGUUGAAUGUAGCUAUAGAGAAGGGCUACAAAGUUGUUGAAAUUUAUGAGGUGUGGCAUUUUGAGCAUCGUUCUGCAGAUCUGUUUUCAGGGUAUAUAAAGAUGCAUCUUCGUCAAAAGCAGGAGGCUUCAGGUUACCCACAGUGGUGUGUGAGUAAACAAGAUAAAUCUAAAUAUAUAAGGGAUUAUCAUGCACGGGAGGGGGUGCGUUUACGCAGAAACAAGAUUGCAGUGAAUCCUGCAAAACGUCAAAUUGCCAAACUGUUUUUAAACUCAUUGUGGGGCAAGUUUGGACAGAGAACAAAUUUACCUGUCACACAAGUACUGAGAGAUCCUGAGGAUUUCUUUCAGAUUCUAUUUUCUGAUGCUUAUAAGGUGUCCAUGUCUGAAUGUCUGGAUGAUGAGGCUGUCUGUCUCUCAUGGAAAUAUUCAGAGGACCGUGUGACAACCGCUGGGCGUAAAAAUGAAUUCAUAGCAUGUUUUACCACUGCUUAUGCUAGACUUGAACUCUACAAGUUGCUAGAUAAAUUAGGUAGACGUGUUUUGUAUCACGACACGGACAGUGUCAUUUUUGUGAGUCGGGAAGGGGAAUGGGAACCGCCUCUAGGAGAUUAUUUAGGGGAUCUUACUGACGAAAUUUCAUCAGGCCGGUCUAUCACAGAAUUUGUCAGUGUAGGUCCAAAAUCCUAUGGAUAUAAAUUGACUGAUGGCACAGCUUGUUUGAAAGUUAAGGGAAUCACCCUGAAUAGUGCUAACUGUGAGAAAAUUAAUUUCAGCAGUCUAAAAGACUUGGCAUUCGCUUACGUCUCGGACAAGAAAGGCUGCCAGCCUCGUGAAAUUGUGAUACAUCAGCCGGGUAUUGUUCGAAAUAAGCGUCAGUGGACGCUUCAUACGAAAACCCUCAAAAAAACACAGAAGGUUGUUUUUGAUAAAAGAGUAAUUAAAGACGGAUUUACAACGCUCCCUUAUGGAUACUGAUUUGCAGACCCGAUGGCAGCAUCCCUUCUCUGCUAUUCUAGCAGGUCCGAGCGGCUGUGGUAAAACCUUUUUUAUAAAAAAUAUGCUGGAUAAUGCCGAUCAUGUGUUCUCUGUACUACCUCAAAAUAUUGUGUGGUUUUACAGUUGCUGGCAACCCCUGUACAAUGAAC
Messenger RNA from Anolis carolinensis (green anole), 8332 nucleotides. RefSeq lists its product as uncharacterized. Gene Ontology annotation, biological process: DNA replication. The record is from RefSeq and is a predicted model, not a curated record. Gene Ontology annotation, molecular function: nucleotide binding; DNA-directed DNA polymerase activity; DNA binding. The transcript has 7 exons. Bases 3483 to 8162 code for a protein of 1559 amino acids. Lineage: Eukaryota; Metazoa; Chordata; Lepidosauria; Squamata; Anolidae.